Symbiodinium sp. CCMP2456 is the source of this 171-nucleotide messenger RNA. NCBI's taxonomy places the organism in Eukaryota, Dinophyceae, Suessiales, Symbiodiniaceae. The record is from the annotation of a GenBank genome assembly.
AUGUAUGCCUCUUCGCGGAAGAGCAAGACGUCGCACAAGGGCCAUGGAGAGAAGGAGAAGGACUCCGUCGACCCACUGGUGGACGGCACCGACUUGAUCCAACAGCUUGUCGAGGUCGAGCUACUGCUGGACUCCACUUCCGAAGCUCGCUGGCUGGCGAAUCUGGGCUAG